This is a messenger RNA of Astrephomene gubernaculifera, 448 nucleotides long. The record is from the annotation of a GenBank genome assembly. Lineage: Eukaryota; Viridiplantae; Chlorophyta; Chlorophyceae; Chlamydomonadales; Astrephomenaceae.
GGCACUGGUGGGGGCCAUCGCGGCGGAGGAGCGGGCGCAUGUGGCGGUGGGGGUGACGUGGUUCGCGAGGGCGUGUACGGCACUGGGGCUGCAGCCGGGGGAGAUGUACAGGCGCUGGCUGCUGCAGCUCAACCCCGACCUGCUCAAGGGCCCCUUCGACCACUGCGAGCGCAACCUGGUGCGGCUGCCCAGGGAGUGGUACGACCCGCAGGCGUGGCCGCAGCAGCAGCAGGAGAUACCGCCCCCGUCAAUACAGCCUUCUUCGCAGCUGCCAUCGUCACCGCCACCGCAGGAACAGGAGCAGCAGCAACCGCAACAGCAGGCGACGGCAGCAGCUGCGGCCGUCCCUGUAGCCGACGGCGGCAGCUGCAGUGGGCAGCAUGCGGGGGGUGUCAGCUCGGCCCCACAGUGCACGACGCGGGACCGGGUGGUGCGGCCGGUGCGGGGC